Messenger RNA from Brassicogethes aeneus, 792 nucleotides. Lineage: Eukaryota; Metazoa; Arthropoda; Insecta; Coleoptera; Nitidulidae. The record is from the annotation of a GenBank genome assembly.
AUGUCGCGCAAAAUUGAAGAGUUUGAUUCGCCGCAUGGUAGAAUUGGAAAGGAAAUAAUCUCUCCUGGACUGUUCGGCAGCAAACCUAUAGAAAAUAGUAUUUGCGAUAUUAACCACGUAGAUUUAAAUGAAUCAAUUAAAAUAACCAUAGGACAGCAGGAUAGUGAUUUCGGUCGGAUUUUGGAUGUUUGUAUACCCACUAUGAGUAAGGGAGAAACAUCAAAAUUCACAGUGAAAGAAUACAGUUUCACCUUGCUAUUGCAUAGUUUUACAGAAGGAAAAUAUAUCUACCAAUUAACGCCCGAGGAUAAAUACAAUUUGGCUCUAAAACACAAAGAUGUCGGUGUGGAUUUAUUCAAAAAUAAUCGCAACAAAGACGCCGCAUCCCGUUUUAGUAAAGCUUUGAAAUACUUGCAUUCCAUUCCCAUAGAUGUAGCGAAAAAACCUGUCGAACUGGACGGUAUUCUAGUAAAAGAUAUUAAUACAUUAAAAGGCACUCUUUACAAUAAUCUAGCGUCAUGCUAUUUCAAAAAUCAAUCCUGGACUUUGGUUAUCGACAUUUGUAAUAGAGUUAUUAAUUAUGAUAAGGAUAAUGUUAAGGCACUAUAUAAAUUAGGAGUUUCAUAUAAGCAUGAUAAAAACUAUGAGAAAUCGUAUGAGAGUUUUAAGAGGGUUUUGGAGUUAGAACCUAAUAAUAAAGCAUGUGGUGAACAUUUAAAGUUUGUUGAAUCUCAACUUAAAGAAUCUCAAAAAAAUAUCAAUGAUUUGGUUAAGAGAAUGUUUGUUGCCUAA